Messenger RNA from Capsicum annuum, 1470 nucleotides. RefSeq names its product zinc transporter ZTP29. The record is from RefSeq and is a predicted model, not a curated record. Bases 280 to 1110 code for a protein of 276 amino acids. Gene Ontology annotation, biological process: zinc ion transmembrane transport. Gene Ontology annotation, molecular function: zinc ion transmembrane transporter activity. Gene Ontology annotation, cellular component: membrane. The transcript is spliced from 12 exons. NCBI's taxonomy places the organism in Eukaryota, Viridiplantae, Streptophyta, Magnoliopsida, Solanales, Solanaceae.
GUAUAAUAAUAAUAAUUAUUAGAAUUAAGAACUUUCCAUAGACGAAAGCAACAAGUUUCUAAUUUCUUGAACCCGCCUCCUUUUCCAUAGUCUCUUUCUUGAACUCUACACAUUCUGAUGCUAUUCAGUCUUUGGGGGCUCUCCAAGAUUUGAUUUUUAGGGGACUUCUUUCCUUGAGCCUACCAUUUUUUUUAUUCUUAAUAUCAAUCCCCAACCUCCAUUUUGCUUCAACUGGGAUUUUUUUUGAAUAUAAAAGGGUUUCAGAGCAAAGCGUUUUCUAUGGAUUCUCAAGUUCUUGUUGCUCUUGGUCUUUCAAUGUUGGGUGGCUUGAGUACCUCUCUAGGUGCCCUUUUUGUGGUUAUUAGCCAGACUCCUAACUUGAAGAUGCUAGGAAUUUUACAGGGAUUUGCUGCUGGUCUUAUGCUCAGCAUAUCAUUCUUUGACCUGGCUCAUAAUGCUAUAAACUCCAUUGGCUUCUUGAAGGGAAAUCUCUGGUUUUUUGCAGGUGUUAUCUUCUUUGCUCUUGUUUCAAAUUUUAUCCCAGAGCCUUCGAUUACACCCAUUUCAGGUGCCAAAGGAAAAAAGAAAGACGGAGAUGAUAGGAACAAAGAUAUUAUGAAGAAGCAUCGCCGCCAAGUGUUAUUUAGUGGAAUCAUCACAGCAGUAGGUAUAAGCUUGCACAACUUUCCUGAAGGGAUGGCUGUGUUCCUUGGAUCAAUGAAGGGACUUCGGGUUGGUCUAAACUUGGCUCUUGCGAUUGCUUUACACAACAUACCAGAGGGCGUUGCUGUUGCACUUCCAGUAUAUUUUGCGACACAAAGCAAAUGGCAGGCAUUCAAAUUGGCAACACUUUCAGGUCUUGCAGAGCCCCUGGGUGUAAUUAUUGUGGGAUAUCUAUUUCCAAGCAGCUUGAAUCCGGAAAUUCUGGAGGGCCUCCUCGGAGCAGUGGGAGGGGUGAUGGCAUUUUUAACCUUACAUGAGAUGCUUCCAUUGGCAUUUGACUAUGCCGGUCAGAAGCGAGCUGUCAAAGCUGUGUUCUUUGGAAUGGCUUUCAUGUCUGCGAGCCUGUAUUUUCUAGAGAGGAGCUUGCCAGCGGACAUGAGCUUUUAGUUCUCGGUCAUAUGGUGUUUCACUAGUGCUGCUCAACUUUGAAGGAAUUUUUUUUUGGUGGUGCUAAGCUUCAAAACGACCAUUUGCGUUCUUAUAAAAUUCACGAAGCACAUUUGGUUUGGGAAGCUGAAUGGAAGGUUAAGGUGUAACAGUUUCUGGGAUUGUUUUAUGUUAAAAAUAGGAGAUUCACGCAUAUCUAAAAUCCUUCAUCCAGAAUCUCAUUUAUGAACAAGGGAUACAUAGGCAAGACAUGGAAAAAUAAAAAAGGCAGGCAAUUGAAAUGCUGAAGGGUGAUGUAAAUGGACAGUCAUAGCUGUAUGUGUAAUCUCAAUUAUUAUAAAGAUAAUGAAACAUUUAGCA